Messenger RNA from Zea mays, 1955 nucleotides. Its product is annotated as glycerol-3-phosphate dehydrogenase. The coding region runs from base 409 to 1803 and encodes 464 amino acids. Gene Ontology annotation, cellular component: cytosol. Gene Ontology annotation, molecular function: NAD binding; glycerol-3-phosphate dehydrogenase [NAD(P)+] activity. The record is from RefSeq and is a predicted model, not a curated record. The transcript has 6 exons. NCBI's taxonomy places the organism in Eukaryota, Viridiplantae, Streptophyta, Magnoliopsida, Poales, Poaceae. Gene Ontology annotation, biological process: carbohydrate metabolic process; glycerol-3-phosphate catabolic process.
CAACCCCCACCCGUGCCCCGCCCCCUUCUCACCUACCUGCCACAAUGCCACAUCUCCCCCGUACGUCGCCCAACUCGCUUUCGCACGGCCGCGUCACUGUUCUCUCUGCCUCGUGGGCACUGGGCAGCAGGCGCCAAUCUGGCCGAGCUGAUCGAGAGCCCGAGGCGACGUGUACUGGCGCACCAACCCAACCGGCAACCGCGACAGGGCCGGCGGGCCGGCAGCAAGCCCCGACUCCCUCGGGCUCUCCGGCCGUCGCGGCCGACGCUUCGCCUCGCUGCGAUUCGGCGGCCAAACCCACCCGAAUUCGCGUCGAUCCGAGCUCGUUUCGGCCAAAAGAAAAGCCACCGGGUUAUGUAGCCUGCCUCGUUUUCGGCGAGAGAGGAAGAGGCGGAGGAGAUCAGGGCAAUGGGCGGGGCGGAGGCGCUGGGCCAGCCGGACGGCCAUGCGAACGGGGCCGUGGUGGAGGAGAAGCUGGACUUGCUGCGGCGGCAGCUGGGGAAGGCGGACGGCGACCCGCUCCGGAUCGUCGGCGUCGGGGCGGGCGCCUGGGGCAGCGUCUUCUGCGCGCUGCUGCAGGACGCGUACGGCCACCUCCGCGACAAGGCGCAGGUCCGCAUCUGGCGCCGCCCGGGCCGCGCCGUCGACCGCGCCACCGCCGAGCACCUCUUCGACGUCAUCAACGCGCGCGAGGACGUCCUGCGCCGCCUGAUCCGCCGCUGCGCCUACCUCAAGUACGUCGAGGCGCGCCUCGGCGACCGCACGCUCUACGCCGACGAGAUACUCAGGGACGGCUUCUGCCUCAACAUGAUCGACACGCCGCUCUGCCCGCUCAAGGUCGUCACCAACCUGCAGGAGGCCGUCUGGGACGCUGACAUUGUCGUCAACGGCCUGCCUUCCACCGACACCAGGGAGGUGUUCGGGGAGAUCAGGAGGUACUGGAAGGAGAGGAUUACUGCCCCCAUCAUCAUCUCCCUCGCCAAAGGAAUUGAGGCCUCGCUGGAUCCACUCCCACGGAUCAUAACUCCCACGCAGAUGAUUAGCAAUGCAACUGGAGUUCCAUCAGAGAAUAUUCUUUAUCUUGGCGGACCUAAUAUUGCUUCUGAAAUUUACAACAAAGAAUAUGCAAAUGCACGUAUUUGUGGAGCUGACAAAUGGAGAAAGCCCCUUGCAAAGUUUUUGAGGCAGCCUCAUUUUAUUGUGUGGGAUAACAGUGAUCUCAUCACUCAUGAAGUCAUGGGUGGCUUAAAAAAUGUCUAUGCUAUUGGUGCUGGUAUGGUAGCUGCACUAACCAACGAGAGUGCAACCAGCAAAUCUGUUUACUUUGCACUUUGCACAUCUGAGAUGAUCUACAUCACACACCUUCUGGAAGAAGAACCUGAAAAACUUGCUGGACCCUUAUUAGCUGACACUUAUGUCACAUUGUUGAAAGGUCGUAAUGCAUGGUAUGGGCAGAAGUUAGCUAAAGGUGAAUUGACAUUAGAAAUGGGUGACAGUAUUAAAGGAAAAGGGACCAUUCAGGGUGUCUCUGCAGUUGAUGCGUUUUAUGAGCUUCUUAGUCAGGAUAGCUUAAGUGUCAUGCAUCCAGAAGCCAACAGAUCUGUUGCGCCGGUUGAGAUGUGCCCGAUCCUAAAAGCACUACAUAGGAUUCUGAUCACGAGGGACCGUCCUGCUGAUUCGAUUCUUCAGGCUAUAAGAGAUGAGACAAUGUAUGAUCCACGCGAAAGAAUUGAGAUGGCACAAGGCCAUUCACUCUACCGACCAUCUCUUCUUGGUCAACCAAAAGGAGACGUGAAAACCUAGAAGUCAUUUUCUUUCCCUUUCCUUUGUUGGCUAGGACUUGGAGCAUCUUCUAAGUUGCUGUAUGUUUAUGCACGGUGUGCUUGUUGUUGUAACUUGUAACAUUAGUGGAAUCUGAGAACAUAUUUAUUUAGCUUGUUCAAUAUUAGUAGUCA